AUGUACGACACAAUUCGCGAUGCGCCUUUUGGACGGCUCACCCGUUUCUUUUUUCGCGAUAAGUUCUUUCUUUAUCCAGAAGAGCAGCCCGGCUUUGAGUGCCCACAUGCAUACCAGGCAAGCGAAUCCGUGGAAAACAGAUCUGAUUCUAGUUACCUCCACGGGCACAACAGGCUUGAAAACAGCACUGGCACGUCCAUAGGUGACACUACUGCAGCGGCGAUCGAUUCGGCAGGCUUUCAGGAAGCGGGCGAAGAGGAUCUGGCCCUCAGUAACCAGAAUACAAUACAGAGUCUAAGCCAGCAUAGUUCAUUCCCAUUCACACCGGAAAGACUAGCAGAAGAAGAGACAUUAGCCGUGGAGAAGAGCUUGUCUAUUCCAAUAUCGCCAGAGAGAACUUCAGAUGGGACUAUUUUGGUAAACUGGUACACAUCUGAUGACGCCGACAACCCUCAAAAUUGGUCUCAGAAAAAGAAAACUGCUGUUGCUCUUCAGAUUGACCAAAUAAUGGACCGCUUCGGUGUUGGUGAAUUCAAAGCAUCAUUGGGGCUGGCCCUUUAUGUUAUGGGAUAUGGUCUCGGUCCUUUGCUGUGGGCUCCAAUGAGCGAAAUUCCAGCUUUCGGCCGAAACAUACCCUAUGUGGUCACUUUUGCUAUCUAUCUGAUUCUCUGCGUGCCCACAGCGCUCGUAGACAAUCUUGCUGGGCUCUUGGUCUUACGUUUCCUGCAAGGGUUUUUUGGUAGCCCCUGUCUUGCAAAUGGCGGAGCGUCCAUGCAGGAUAUGUACUCACUUCUGUACUUGCCUUACCCAAUGGCCUGCUGGGUUUCAGCAAUGUUCGCUGCUCCUGCAUUAGGUCCUAUGCUAUCAGGAUUUGCCGUUGUUGCAGAAGACUGGCGGUGGUCUUUAUGGGAAAUCCUUUGGAUGUCAAGCCCGAUUUUCAUUCUUUGGUUUUUCUUCCUGCCCGAAACAUCAGCAGACAAUAUUCUUCUUCGUCGUGCUGCACGACUACGAAAGACUCUCGAUGAGCAGAACAUUAGAUCGCAGACCGAGAUCAAUCGCAAAGGCUUAAGCUUUGGCGAUGUCGCCUGGGAUGCUGUCAUCAAGCCAGUUGAAAUUAUGAUCAAAGACCCAGCCGUCAUGUUCACCAACGUAUACACCGCACUUAUAUAUGGUAUAUACUACUCCUUCUUCGAGGUGUUUCCGCUGGUAUAUGGCCCAAUAUAUGGCUUCAACCUAGGGGAAACCGGUGUUGUGUUCGUUUGUGUGGUAGUCGGAUGCAUCCUGGCGAUCAUAAUAUAUUUCUCGUACUUACAUUUUUUCCUAAUCCCGGACAUCAAGAAAAAUGGUCUCCGGUCCCCAGAAUGGCGCCUGAGGAUCUCCCUCAUUGCUAUAUUUGGCCCUCCAAUUGGACUAUUUCUAUUUGGUUGGACUGCCAAUGUCCACGUCCAUUGGAUUGCCAGCGUCAUUGGGAUCGGAAUCUACGCUUUGACUUGUUUCAUCAUCUUGCAGUGCAUUUUGGUUUAUGUCCCAAUGUCGUAUCCGCCAUACGCAGCCUCUCUCUUCGCUGGCAACGACUUCUGCCGUUCAGCAUUUGCGUUUGGUGCCAUUUUGUUUUCUCGGCCAAUGUUCUUAAAUCUCGGAAUCGGCCGGGGUGCGAGUCUAUUAGCAGGUCUGAGUGUUUUAGGCAUAGUUGGGGUUUGGCUCCUAUAUUUUUACGGCCAUGCUUUGAGGGCACGCUCUAAAUUCGCCGUUGCAUAG
Messenger RNA from Penicillium lagena, 1758 nucleotides. RefSeq names its product MFS transporter. The coding region runs from base 1 to 1758 and encodes 585 amino acids. The transcript is spliced from 7 exons. Gene Ontology annotation, molecular function: fluconazole transmembrane transporter activity. The record is from RefSeq and is a predicted model, not a curated record. Gene Ontology annotation, biological process: xenobiotic detoxification by transmembrane export across the plasma membrane. Lineage: Eukaryota; Fungi; Ascomycota; Eurotiomycetes; Eurotiales; Aspergillaceae.